Molecule: messenger RNA, 3378 nt
Organism: Erinaceus europaeus (western European hedgehog)
Lineage: Eukaryota; Metazoa; Chordata; Mammalia; Eulipotyphla; Erinaceidae
Gene: MICAL1
Product: microtubule associated monooxygenase, calponin and LIM domain containing 1
Exons: 24
Coding region: 74-3256 (1060 amino acids)
Molecular function (GO): FAD binding; protein binding
Source: RefSeq, a predicted model, not a curated record
CUUCCUUCUCCCCAGAAGCCAAGUGCCUCUCUCCAGCUUCUCGUCAGGCUGGGCAGCUCCCAGGGCCUCCCUCAUGGCUUCACCCACCUCCACCAACCCAGCACACGCCCACUUUGAGAGCUUCCUGCAAGCCCAACUGUGCAGGGAUGUGCUGAGCAGCUUUGACGGGCUCUGCAGGGCCCUGGAGCUGGAGCCCGGUGGGGGCCUGCCCCAGUUCCACAAGAUCAAGGCCCAGCUCAACUACUGGAGCGCCAAGUCACUAUGGGCCAAGCUGGACAAACGAGCCACUCAGCCUGUGUACCAGCAGGGACGGGCCUGCGCCAACACCAAGUGCCUGGUGGUGGGCGCUGGACCUUGCGGGCUGCGGGCCGCCGUGGAGCUGGCACUGCUGGGAGCCCAAGUGGUACUGGUGGAAAAACGCACCAAGUUCUCUCGCCACAAUGUACUCCACCUCUGGCCUUUCACCAUCCAUGACCUCCGGGCCCUCGGGGCCAAGAAAUUCUACGGACGCUUCUGCACAGGCACCCUGGACCACAUCAGCAUCAGGCAGCUGCAACUGCUCUUGCUGAAAGUGGCAUUACUGCUGGGCGUGGAAAUUCACUGGGGUGUCACUUUCACCGGCCUCCAGCCGCCUCCCAAAAGGGGCAGUGGCUGGCGUGCCCAGCUCCAACCCAGUCCUCCAUCCCAGCUGGCCAGCUAUGAAUUUGAUGUUCUCAUCUCAGCUGCUGGAGGGAAAUUUGUCCCUGAAGGCUUCACGGUUCGAGAAAUGCGUGGCAAACUCGCCAUUGGCAUCACGGCCAACUUUGUGAACCGGCGCACGGUGGAAGAGACUCAGGUGCCCGAGAUCAGUGGUGUGGCCAAGAUCUACAACCAACAGUUCUUCCAGAGUCUGCUCAAAGCCACAGGCAUCGACUUAGAGAACAUUGUCUACUACAAGGAUGACACUCACUACUUCGUGAUGACAGCCAAGAAGCAGUGUAUGUUGCGGCUGGGAGUGCUGCGUCAGGACUGGCCGGAGACUGACCGGCUGCUGAGCGGUGCCAAUGUGGUGCCUGCAGCUCUGCAGCGCUUUGCCCGGGCGGCUGCUGACUUCGCCACCCAGGGAAAGCUUGGAAACCUGGAGUUUGCCCAGGAUGCCAGCGGCCGGCCCGACGUCUCUGCCUUCGACUUCACAAGCAUGAUGCGGGCUGAGAGCUCUGCCCGCGUGAAGGAGAAACACGGUGCCCGGCUGCUGAUGGGACUGGUGGGGGACUGCCUGGUGGAGCCCUUCUGGCCCCUGGGCACUGGAGUGGCGCGGGGCUUCCUGGCAGCUCUUGACGCAGCCUGGAUGGUGAAGCGAUGGGCAGAGGGCGUUGGGCCCCUAGAGGUGCUGGCAGAACGUGAAAGCCUGUACCAGCUCCUGUCACAGACCUCCCCAGAAAACAUGCAUCGCAACACAGCCCAGUACGGGCUGGACCCAGCUACUCGCUACCCCAACCUGAAUCUCCGGGCUGUGACCCCCAAACAGGUUCAAGACCUGUACGAAGUGGCGACCAAGGAGACUAUACAGAGGCCGAGUGACAAGCCAGACGGCGUUGCGUCAGUCACUGGCUUAGCGGGCACCCAAGAGGCGCUCCUUCGCUGGUGCCAGGAACAGACCGCUGGGUACCCCGGUGUUCACGUCACCGACCUGUCUUCCUCCUGGACUGACGGACGGGCUCUUUGUGCCCUGGUGCACCGGCUGCAGCCCGGCCUACUGGAGCCCUCUGACCUCCAGGGUGUGGGGGCUCUGGAAGCUGCUUCGUGGGCUCUGAAGAUGGCAGAGCAUGAGCUGGGCAUCACGCCGGUGUUGUCUGCACAGGCAGUGGUGGCAGGGAGCGACCCGCUGGGCCUCAUUGCCUACCUCAGCUACUUCCACAGUGCCUUCAAGAACACACCCCACACUGAAGGCCCUGUCAGACAAGGCUCCCUGGGCACCUCCAGGGCUGUCCAAUUCCUUGGCAAACUGCAGAGGACCCUGCAACGAACCCGGGCCCAGGAAAAGCGGGAGCACGCUGGUGGCAAGAAGCCUCGCCUACAGGAAGAGGCUCACACCCCAAGGACUGAGGAGCCCCCUGUCCCAGAGCCCAGUGUGCCUCUGACACCACCGUCCCAGCACCAGCAGGCCAAUUCUGGGGACCUGUGUGCACUGUGCGGGGAGCAGCUCUAUGUCCUGGAACGCCUCUGCGUCGACGGCCAUUUCUUCCACCGGAGCUGCUUCUGCUGCCCUAUCUGUGAGGCCACGUUGUGGCCAGGCGACUACGGACAGCACCCAGGAGAUGGAAGAUUCUACUGCCUCCAGCACCUGCCCCAAGCAGGCCACCAAGAAGACAACGGCAACCAUGGCUCCGAGAGCCAGGAACUCCCCACACCUACCGAGACCAGCUCCCCAGUCCCCCCAAUCCCCCCGAAGGAAAGCAAUCCGGUCCCAAGCCCCAGCCAGCCAACCCGUCGGCCCAUCCGCCUCUCCAGCCCUGAACGCCGACAGCUGUCCUCCCUCAGCCUUACUCCUGACCAGGAGGCGGAACCUCCACCCAAGCCCCCCCGUACCUGCCUUGCCUUGGCCCGCCAGGCCCUGGAGGGCAGCUUUAUGGGCUGGGGACUCCCAGUCCAAACAGCUCAAGAGGAAGAAAAGAAUCUUUCGUCUAGUGAGGAGGAAGAAGAGGAUGAGGAGGAAGAUGGAGCUUUGUAUUCAGAUGCUGAGCAGACUCUGUUGACCAUUGCCAAGAACUCGGGACACAUGACUAAUUAUCCAACAUGGCGACGGACUCUGCUGCGCCGUGCUAAGGAGGAGGAGAUGAAACGCUUCAGCAAGGCCCAGGCCAUCCAGCGAAGGCAAUAUGAGAUCGAAGUGGCUCUGAAUGAGCUGGAAGCUGAGGGCAAGAAACUGGAGCUGGCCCUGAGGGAGCAGAGUGAUUCUUCAGAACAGCGAAAGAACCUCUUGUUAGAACAACUGCUGCAGCUUGUUCGGGAGAAAAACAGCCUGGUGACCGAGGAGGCUGAGCUCAUGAUCGCGGCAAAGGAACUGAACCUGGAGGAGAAGCAGUGGCACCUGGACCAGGAGCUACGACGCUACAUGAAUCAGGAUGGAACCCUGAGGACAGACGUUGAUCCACAAGAUGAGAAAAAAGCCGUAAAGAAGCUGGUGGAUGUGGUGAACCAGCGCAAUGCCCUCAUCCACUUUCUGGAGGAAUGCAGGCUCAGUGAGCUGACUUCAGGGCCAGGGGUGCAGGACUAGAAAAGACCAGGCCUCCGACUUUCUUCUCUCCAAGGAAGACGCCUCCGUGCAGAAGUAGGCUCCCCUUGCUCAUCUGGCUGCCUGGGAGAGGGCCAGUUUCCAAUAAAAAUGUUUCUGCCACA